This is a messenger RNA of Penicillium brasilianum, 2398 nucleotides long. The record is from the annotation of a GenBank genome assembly. NCBI's taxonomy places the organism in Eukaryota, Fungi, Ascomycota, Eurotiomycetes, Eurotiales, Aspergillaceae.
CUUCCUUUUAGUAGGCUCCUUGGUUCCCGAGACACCGCCCGCUGGAUCUCCACUGCACAAAACCCCCCACCAUUACAUUCUUCGAUCAUAUCGCCGCCCACCAGCAAUUUUCAUCCAAACUCUCCCUCCGUCCACCACCGGAACCUCCUCCUCUUCCGCCCAACCUUCUCGAAUUCCGACGGGUAAGGAUCAUUCCGCUUGCUAUAUUUGAAGCUGGGAAGACCGCUGCUGGACGCGCGAUCGAUUUUUUCAAUAUGGCUACCAACGGCGAUUUCUCCGAUGAGUCCCUUCCGGGCAGCCCCAACCUCGACGCUACCAACGCCCAGGACUUCGACGACCAGGAGCCUCUCGAUGAGAAGCCUCUCAAGUCUGCGAUGAAGAAGUCCGCUGCCCCGCCUCCCGAGGCUCCCAAGCGUCCCUGGCUCCCUGAGCAACCCGACCCGACUACCCUGGACCUCUCCACACUGACGCCCUUGUCGCCCGAAGUUAUUGCCCGUCAGGCCACUCAGAACAUCGGUACCAUCGGGCACGUCGCACACGGUAAGAGUACGGUUGUGAAGGCUAUUUCAGAGGUUCAAACCGUCCGUUUCAAGAACGAGUUGGAGCGAAACAUUACGAUCAAGUUGGGUUAUGCGAACGCCAAGAUCUACAAGUGUGACAAUCCCGCUUGCCCUCGGCCAACAUGCUACAAGAGCUACAACAGUGCGAAGGAGAUCGACCCCCCCUGUGAGCGGGACGGCUGUGAGGGAACGUACCGUCUGCUCCGUCAUGUGUCCUUCGUUGACUGCCCCGGUCACGAUAUUCUCAUGAGUACCAUGCUUUCAGGUGCCGCCGUCAUGGACGCUGCCCUCCUGUUGAUUGCCGGAAACGAAACUUGCCCCCAACCCCAGACCUCCGAGCACUUGGCUGCUAUUGAAAUCAUGAAGCUCAGCCACAUGGUUAUCCUGCAGAACAAGGUCGAUCUGCUGCGUGAGGAGAGCGCGCUGCAACACUACCAGUCUAUCCUGAAGUUCAUCCGUGGUACCGUCGCCGAUGGUUCCCCCGUCAUUCCCAUCUCCGCUCAGUUGAAGUACAACAUCGACGCUGUCAACGAGGCCCUCGUUUCUCUGCCUAUGCCCAUCAGGAAUUACAGCGAGACUCCCCAGCUUAUGGUCAUCAGAAGUUUCGAUGUUAACAAGCCUGGUGCGGAGAUUGAUGAGCUUAAGGGUGGUGUUGCCGGUGGUUCCAUUCUCCAGGGUGUGUUGAAGGAGAACGAUGAGAUUGAGAUCCGUCCCGGUCUUGUCACCAAAGAUGAGGCCGGCAACAUCCAGUGCCGUCCCAUUUUCUCCCGUAUCGAGUCUCUGUUCGCCGAGAACAACCCCCUUCGUUUCGCUACUCCUGGUGGUCUUAUCGGUGUUGGUACUCGCAUUGAUCCCACUCUUUGCCGUGCUGAUCGUCUGGUCGGUUUCGUCCUCGGCCACCGUGGCCGCCUGCCCGCUAUCUACACCGAGAUUGAGGUCAACUACUUCCUGCUCCGCCGCCUGCUGGGUGUCAAGACUGCCGAUGGCAAGCAAGCCAAGGUUGCCAAGCUGGCUAAGAACGAGGUUCUGAUGGUUAACAUUGGUUCUACUGCCACCGGUGCUAAGGUUCUGGGUGUCAAGGCCGAUGCUGCCAAGCUCAGCCUGACCAGCCCCGCCUGCACGGAGAUUGGAGAGAAGAUUGCCAUCAGCCGAAGAAUCGAGAAGCACUGGCGUCUGAUUGGUUGGGCCAACAUCGUUGCUGGUAACACCAUCGAGCCUAUUGCACACUAAAUUAGUGUGUCUCAAGUGACGUCCAGUCCCGAGUGGUCAGAAAUCGGAAAGAGACAUGUUGUACGAGAAUGAUUCGACAGACAAAUUGCUGUGAAUUCCUCCGCCAAUGACACUCCAACCGCUCGCUUUCACUCGGGUCCAUGCUCUGCGGUUUACGAUCGCAAAAAGUUUUACGGUUAUGACGAGUCGGAAAAGUCAAGGCAUGACAUUUACAGAUUCCCCCGGCUGAUUAGAGAGGAGUGUUUUUUUUUCUUUUCCGAAACUUUCACACCGUCUCUUAGUCCAAUCAUGCGCCUUGGAUAUACCUGCGGCCUUUCAAUAUGGCUAAACGUAGGAUGCUGGUGGGUUUGGACCGAGACGGGGUAGGAUAUGAGUCACGUUGAUGAAGAAGGAGUUGUACUUCUUUUUCUUUUGUGUGUUCUAGGGAGUUGUAUUGAAGAGGCUUCUUUUUACCUGAUUUUGUUUCCCAUUUGUUAUUGCGUCUGCAUGGCCAAGCUCUGUGUAGAUGGAUAUAGGUCUUGCUGUUCAAAGCCCAUAGCGAGGCGGAAUGUGUGCUAUGGAAAAUGAAGAAUUUAUUGCAUCUCGUACUUUGAAUUCGGAUCUGUGAG